Molecule: messenger RNA, 2513 nt
Organism: Morone saxatilis (striped sea-bass)
Lineage: Eukaryota; Metazoa; Chordata; Actinopteri; Moronidae
Exons: 3
Coding region: 274-1107 (277 amino acids)
Source: RefSeq, a predicted model, not a curated record
UCAGCAGACCGCUGUUCAAACAGGAGACAUGGGACUGUGGAGUCACCGAGGGGGGGAAACUCAUCUGAGCGAGUCACCACAACAACAACCCAACAUCCAGAAGAUGUUCAAUGGACACUUUGGUUCUACUUUUUCACCUUUCCGUCUGAUUUCUGCUCAGUAAAAAAGCACCGGCAGUGAAGUUAAAUGAAGUUCUCGGUGUGUUUUUGAUACCUACAGGGCAAAGUGCCACACCUUCGCUCAGCGCAACAGCUCCACAACACAGCUGCCCAAAUGGGGUGCCAGUGCUGCAGGAUGAUAAAAAGCUACAUCUACGACCCCUCCGCAGCGGUGGAUGUGAGGAAGUCUGACUCUGCGGGCAGCUCGCUCUACCAGUCCCACCAGCUCUCAGGCGGGGCCCACGGCGGCGACCUCCGCAGCAGCCACAACAAGCAGAAGGAGGGCUUCCACAACCCGGGUUACAGCAAGUCCAACGACAGCACGCUGAAACUAGAGGUGGACAAUAACCACGUCAACCACAGGCUGCACUCCACAACCUCUACGAAGGAGCUGCACAGGCAGGGGAGCACGCCGCCCACAGAGGUGUACAUCAUCCAGCCAGAAGGUCUGGGACAGAGAUGGAUGGGGCAGGAAAAAGCCCCGAGCCAGGUGCCCGUUUACCCCAACAUACAGGAGAACGAUAAGCAAAAGAAUAAAAAAGAGAAGAAAGAGAAGAAAGAAGAAAAAAAGAAGAAACGUAAGUCAAAGGACGAGUGGGACAGCAUCAUCGAUGAGUGUGUGAUGGGCAUGGCAAUAGACGAGGUGUACGAGAUAGACGAGGGCGUGGGAGUGGCGCUGGACUUCAUGUGCGACACGGGGGACGAGGCUAGCGUCCUGUCGGUGGACAUCCACACCAGCAGCACCACCCUGUCCUCGGCGGAAACCCGGGACGGACGCAGACAGCCAAAGACUCCAGACGUUUCCACCGUCGAGAGCGGGAUCUCGGUGAUGAAGAGCGAGGACGAGGACGAGGCAAGGAACGAGGAGGUGCAGAGCGUUACGGACUCAAUGGUGGCGGAGGCCCUCGCCGCUUUGGAGGCCGCCACCGCCGGGGAGGACUGUGAGUGACAGGACUUUGUCUCACCUAAUAAACCUGAAUGUGAUUUGACAGAGCGUUCAAAACCACAACUUAGCCACGGUUCUGAAUAACACCUGUGUUUAUAAAUCAAUGAACAUGGAACGAAUGAAGGAAAACUCUGUUUACACAAAGUACAGAUUUAUUUUUGAACUCAAAAAAUCUUGGAUAUUUUUUUAUUUUUUGGUCACACUGACAGAACAUAAUGUCUGCCUUGUGAAGGACUUUCUCCAGCGCUGCGUGGUUUGCAUAAAGCCACAAAAUGAAGAGACAUCAGUGUGUAGACGGUGAACGUCGCCUGCAGCCAUAUCAGCCUGUUAGCCCUUUUGAAUCUAGUGUACUUAACAGUCCUAAAAAGCCUGUGUGAGCUCCCUCACUGCUUUGCCAUGUCCAUACUGCCCUUGUACAGGUAUUAUGUAUCACAUUUUUUUUGCCUCAUUUUGCAGCAUAGCUAUGCUAAUUGUUAGCAUAGAGUCCAUUUUUUUCAUUUGUGAACACACAGUCCUUGCCAUAGCUUUCUGUUCCUUCAGGAAUCUCGUCCGCGUUUCACUGAGCAGGCGAAAGAGGAAAGGUCAAAGCAAUAUUUUUUUUUUUUUUAUGUGAAACCCAUGUUUUUGUCUAUAUUUUGUCUUCUUUUAUUAUUUAUAAUAUCUUCACUCGCAUCCUUGGUGAUUUAUCGUGAGAAGAAACUGGACGAAUUAGGAAGCGUUUCUUAUUUAUAGCUUAUUGCGUCAUUGUUGAUUUCAUCGGAAUGAAUAUUCUUAUCUACUCGGAAAUUUAGAGAAAUUAGUUUACACACACACACACACACACACACACUGUUCUCACAUCAUCAGACACGCUGAUGAUUCUCUGCUUUUUUUGUCAAUUAAUAAUGUAAUUUAAUGCACGUUACUGUGAGACCAUUUGUUAUGUGAUGGUAUAUCAGAAGAGCUAUGCACAUCUGAAGUCUUGAGCAAGUUACCAAAGGAUAAAAUAGAAAGGCUGCUGGUAUGUUUCUCUGAUAUCGCCUUAGUUUCUUCAGUUUUUCAACCUUAGCUGAACUUGAGCUUAACAAGAGCAGCUAAGGUCAAAUCAUUGGUGAUUGAACCACAGAGGGGCCAUCAAUUCACCCUGCUAGCUCUGUUUUUUUUCUAUUUUAUAAGUCAGGCUGUGUGUUUCUUGUCUGGCCUGUGACAUUAGUUCAAUCCGCAGCUCGCUUAUGUGCCUAAUAACAAACUAAUUGAGGCCGGACGGUGCUGAGGAAAUUACAGGUAUGGCUUUUUGAAGAGUGUGCUAAUGCUAAAUAAGCUGUUUUUUUGCUCGAUGAAGUUCUGAAUUUGUUUCACUGCGACUCCCCUUUUCACUCAUCGUUUGCCUGCCAAAUAAUUUCUACUUAUUAUAUUUGUACUGUAAAAUA